Molecule: messenger RNA, 1167 nt
Organism: Symbiodinium necroappetens
Lineage: Eukaryota; Dinophyceae; Suessiales; Symbiodiniaceae
Source: the annotation of a GenBank genome assembly
AUGCGCCAUCAGUUGGAAGCUUUUGUUGUCAUGCAUUUCAACGUCGCUGAAUUUAUUCGUUUGCCGUUUCUACUGCGGCUGAUGCUUUAUCGAACCUUCCAAUUGGCACUACUCAUGAAGCUUCUUCUUCACACAAGCAAGCUCUCCUUGGAGCCUGCGGGAGUUGCCGGUGUGGCAGAAAGGUGGAAUCCCGCAUCUGCAAGUGUCUUCUCACCUUCAGUGACCCCUGUGCAUCCACUUGCAUGGGCCAUGUCUCUUCAAAGUAUCUGGUCUUGUUUUACGGGCCUCGGAAGCUUGUCCAGGUCUAAACAAGACACCGAAGAAAUCAGCUUCGAGGACCUGCCUUGGCAAGAAAACCUUGACCAAAUGAUCAACGAGGUCCUCCUUACGGAAAUCGCCAGACUUCGAGCUACCUUCAGUCAGCACUUGCGCGAGCACGAGGUCGCUCUGUCCCAGCUGCGCUCUGACGGGCAUGCGCGUUCGUGCACCCGGCAUGAUGUCGAGCUUCUCAGGCAACAGGUUCAGCUGAUGGAAAGACAUCGUCGGCGACGAAACUUUGAAGUGAAAAAGCUCCGAAAGGCGAUGAAAGAAGUACGAAAUGCUCUUUUUUCAGAAACGCCUCCAGCUGCUCAGGGGCACCUGGCUGCAAAGCAGCUCCUCGAUGAGGUGCGAAAUGAGCGCGAACGGAGGCUAGCUGAGAAGCGCUAUUUGGAGGACCAAAUAAAGAAGCUGAGCGACGAGGUUGAGGAACAGCAAAAUGCUGCUCCACUUGUCGAUCAUGAAAAGGAAAAGCUGAAAGCCUCCGUCAGGCAGCUGAAGUUGUCAAUAGAAUCGAAAGAUCGAUAUGCAUGCUGGGUGUGCAACCGGGCAUCCCAUGAGCGCCAGGAGUCCGGAUCGGACACCGAGGACUCGGACCGCCAUGAAGACGAGUGCGUGAUGAUGAGAAGGCGCUUGGUGGAAAUGGAGGAGGAGAUUCGCUUGCUGACUGGUGGCACUGCAGGCAGUGGUUUGGCCGAUUUUCAGAGUGCAGCGCCUUCCCAGGCAUCCAGCCAAAAGCCUUCUGCAAGGCUUUCCCUCGAGCCACCGUCCAUUGCAGAGUCGCCAUUGAGCUUGCGACCUUUUCGGGAGCGAGUGCCUCUCGACGUGAAAUGCCAACAUGAAAGUUGA